Molecule: messenger RNA, 1123 nt
Organism: Vavraia culicis subsp. floridensis
Lineage: Eukaryota; Fungi; Microsporidia; Pleistophoridae
Product: aspartate-ammonia ligase
Exons: 1
Coding region: 123-1106 (327 amino acids)
Cellular component (GO): cytosol; cytoplasm
Molecular function (GO): aspartate-ammonia ligase activity
Source: RefSeq, a predicted model, not a curated record
CCUGUAUCGAUCACAUUAUUUUCGUGUCUAUGACCAAGCCAGCUGCACACAGCCGUGAUUGAAUGCUAAAAUGAGUGCAAAUAUUAUUUUCUUAUCGAAAGUUAGUUAUCGUAUCUUCUCAAAUGACUUCUAUGCAGAUACGAAACAAGUAUAUAAUAAAACGGCAACGGUACCCAUCGAUGGAUUUCCGAGAAACGCAGGGAGCAAUUAAGUUCGCGAAAACGCUUUUUGAACAGAAACUGUCGGAUGUCUUACAUCUGGAGAAGGUGGUCAGCCCCAUAUAUAUAAAGGACGAGAGUUACCAUGACACAUUGGAUGGAGCACAGCGACCCAUCAAGUUCGACUUUAAAAAUGGAGAACACGGUAUGAUACUGCAUUCGCUGGCAAAAUGGAAGCGUGCAAUUCUAUCAAAAUACGGAUAUAAGGAUGGAGAGGGCAUAGUUACGGACAUGCUGGCGAUACGAAGAGAUGAAGAUAUUUCGAGGUUGCAUUCGUACCUGGUCGAUCAAUGGGAUUGGGAGAUGACGAUCUCAAAGCAAAAGAGAGAUCUUCACUUUUUGCAUGAAGUGGUCGAGAGGAUAUUUGGUGUGUUGAAAGAGGUUGAAAAUGAGGUUAAUGCGCGGUACCCGACAUUAUCUAAGAAGUUGCCGAGUCAUAUCACGUUCAUAACUACGCAAGAGCUCGAGAACCUAUAUCCCGAAAUGACCAUGGAUGAGAGGGAAUAUGCAAUUGUGAAAAAGCACAAAGCUGUUUUCAUAUCACAAAUUGGAGGUAAGCUCAUGUCUGGGAAAGUACAUUCUGUGCGAGCACCAGAUUACGAUGAUUGGAUGCUAAAUGGUGAUAUACUGGUUUAUAACGCCAAAAUGGAUUGUGCUGAAGAGCUUUCCUCAAUGGGCAUCAGGGUAGAUGCAGAGAGCUUAAAGGAACAGUUAGCGAAGCGUUCUUGUGACACGAUAACCGAUUAUCAUAGGAGGAUUAUGCAGGAAGAAUAUGUUUAUUCUGUUGGUGGUGGGAUAGGACAGAGCAGGGUUAUACUGUUCUUAUUGGAAAAGGAACACAUCGGAGAUGUACAGGCAGACACUGAAUUUAAUAAUAGUAAAAAUUAAUAAAAUUUAAUGCCCUC